CAUAACCUAAAUUAACAACUCCGUUAAUACUGUAAAUAGAAAAUGUAAAUAUUACAUGGAAUUUGGAAUUUAAUAGUGGUGAUCUGGUGAUUGUAAAAAGUAUCUUAAAUAUAUUGAAUUAUGGCUGUUACAUUACACACUGACUUAGGUAAUUUAAAACUAGAGCUAUUUUGUGAAUCCUGCCCUAAAGCAUGUGAGAACUUCCUAGCCCUCUGUGCAAGUGAUUAUUAUACCGGUUGUUUAUUUCAUAGAAACAUUAAAGGAUUCAUCGUUCAAACUGGAGAUCCUACAGGUACAGGCAAAGGAGGAACAUCCAUCUGGGGCAAAAAAUUUGAAGACGAAUUUAAAGAACAAUUAAAACACAGUGAAAGAGGUACUAUUUCUAUGGCUAGUAAUGGUCCUAAUACAAACGGUAGUCAGUUCUUUAUUAGUUAUGCAGCCCAGCCUCAUUUGGAUUUGAAGUACACCAUUUUUGGAAAGGUAAUCGAUGGUCUUGAAACGUUAGAUGAGUUAGAAAAGCUACCAGUAAAUCCUAAAAACUACAAACCACUCACAGAUGUCAGAAUAAAUAGUGUAACAAUACAUGCUAACCCUAUAGCUGGUUGAGAAACCAAUAGUUUAAUUUUGAAAAUAUAAUAAGUGUUUUUUAAAUAAAUUUUAAUAAGAUUU
This is a messenger RNA of Diabrotica balteata, 669 nucleotides long. NCBI's taxonomy places the organism in Eukaryota, Metazoa, Arthropoda, Insecta, Coleoptera, Chrysomelidae. The record is from the annotation of a GenBank genome assembly.